This is a messenger RNA of Aureobasidium vineae, 447 nucleotides long. NCBI's taxonomy places the organism in Eukaryota, Fungi, Ascomycota, Dothideomycetes, Dothideales, Saccotheciaceae. The record is from the annotation of a GenBank genome assembly.
AUGCAGCAGACUUCAGCCGACGACAGCUUCGCUCAUCUUAGCCGACUGUCGCAAAAGGCAGGAGUGCAAGCAACUCUGAUUCUCUCUCGCGAGACCGGUGCUAUUGUUCGCUCUUCUGGACUGGUAUCGCGUGACGAAUCCUCGAAUGCAGAGAGCACACUGCCAGCAUCCAAUGGCUUGACCGAUGAUCGAACUGAUGGCGCCAUGCCCAACGCUGAGCACGUCGCUGAAGUUGUUUGGAAGUUCGCAAAGGCCGCCGGCGACAUGUUGGAAGAACUCUCAAACUUGCCCGACGACGACGUGAGAUUGCUCAGGUUGCGUUCAAAGAAUAAGGAAUAUGUUAUCUUCCCAGGUUCGAACACAUCUCUCCAUGUUGGACCUACUUCUGACAAAGACACAGAUGCCAAGUUCAUUGCCGUCGCCAUCCACAACACUCCACCAGCAUGA